This is a messenger RNA of Morus notabilis, 1857 nucleotides long. RefSeq names its product EH domain-containing protein 2. Gene Ontology annotation, biological process: endocytosis; endosomal transport. Gene Ontology annotation, cellular component: intracellular membrane-bounded organelle; plasma membrane; cytoplasm. Lineage: Eukaryota; Viridiplantae; Streptophyta; Magnoliopsida; Rosales; Moraceae. The transcript has 16 exons. The coding region runs from base 128 to 1759 and encodes 543 amino acids. Gene Ontology annotation, molecular function: calcium ion binding; GTP binding; protein binding. The record is from RefSeq and is a predicted model, not a curated record.
CUGUUAUAAAAGAGGGUUAAAACUUAAAUCCUACUCCGAAAUCCGGUUUUGACGCAGAUUUUCUUCAUUUCAAGUUUCAAAUUUCAAUCUCUUCUUCCUUGAGAUUGAGAUUCUGUUAAAGUCUCUCAUGGAGAUUGGAUCUGGUCCGAUCGGGCCGUGCACUAAAGAGCACCAGAAGAUGUAUCAGGAGUGGUUCAACUUGGCCGAUUCAGAUGGAGAUGGCCGUAUUACCGGCAACGAUGCGACGAAGUUCUUCGCCAUGUCUAAGCUUUCUCGGCAGGAACUCAAGCAGGUUUGGGCAAUUGCAGACUCAAAAAGGCAAGGAUUUUUAGGUCUUACUGAGUUUAUUACUGCAAUGCAGCUUGUUUCCUUAGCACAAGCAGGCCAUGAAUUAACUCCAGAGAUACAUAAAAUUGCAGCUAGCAAAGAGGACAUUCAACCCCCAACAAUAGAAGGUUUGGACACCUUGAUAGCUAAAACCAAGGCCCUAUCAACAUAUAGCCAGCCAGAAUCAAAUGGGAUUGCUCAGCCUCAACCAUCAACUCAAUGGUUUCCUUCAAAAUCUGUGAAAAAAUUGCCUCUUAAUGCUGUUACAUCCAUAAUUGAUGGCCUGAAAAGGUUAUACAUGGAAAAGCUAAAGCCGCUGGAAGUUACCUAUCGUUUUAAUGAUUUUUCAACUCCUUCACUGACCAAUAGUGACUUUGAUGCAAAACCAAUGGUCAUGCUUUUGGGUCAAUAUUCGACUGGGAAAACAACAUUCAUAAAGCACUUGUUAAGAUGUAACUAUCCAGGAGCUCAUAUAGGACCAGAGCCCACUACAGAUAGAUUCGUUGUUGUAAUGUCUGGACCUGAUGAGAGAAGUAUUCCUGGAAAUACUAUAGCUGUUCAAGCUGAUAUGCCUUUUAGUGGUUUGACAACUUUUGGAGGGGCAUUCUUAUCAAAAUUUCAGUGCUCCCAAAUGCCACAUCCUUUGCUUGAUGAAAUUACAUUUGUGGAUACUCCUGGUGUACUAUCUGGAGAAAAACAACGAACGCAGAGAAGCUAUGAUUUCACUGGUGUUAUUUCGUGGUUUGCUGCGAAAUGUGAUCUCAUUCUUCUUCUGUUUGAUCCUCAUAAACUUGAUAUUAGUGAUGAAUUUAAGCGGGUAAUUUCAUCUCUACGUGGUCACGAUGACAAGAUCCGAGUGGUUCUAAACAAAGCAGACCAAGUCGAUACCCAACAGCUGAUGAGAGUAUAUGGAGCAUUGAUGUGGUCACUUGGAAAAGUUCUUAAUACUCCAGAGGUCGUGCGUGUUUAUAUUGGUUCGUUCAAUGACAAGCCGAUCAACGAGGCAGCUGUAGGCCCUAUUGGUCUGGAUCUCUUUGAGAAAGAACAAGAUGAUCUCCUUGCUGACUUGGUCGACAUUCCAAAGAAGGCUUGCGAUCGUAGGAUCAAUGAAUUUGUAAAACGUGCCAGAGCUGCUAAGAUACACGCCUACAUAAUUAGCCAUCUUAAGAAAGAGAUGCCUGCAAUGAUGGGUAAAGCCAAGACGCAACAGCGACUUAUUGAUAAUCUAGAAGAAGAAUUCGCAAAGGUGCAAAGAGAGUUCCAUCUACCAGCUGGUGAUUUUCCAAACGUGGAGCACUUUAGGGAGGUCUUGAAUGGUUACAGCAUUGAUAAGUUCGAGAAGUUGAAGCCUAAGCUAAUUCAAACUGUGGAUGAUAUGCUCGGUUAUGAAAUCCCAGAACUCUUGAAGAAUUUCAGAAAUCCAUAUGAUUAAGAUUGUUGUUAGCAUAUCCUGUCAUACUUAUGAGCCAAUUUGUAUGUUCAUUUGAGUAAAUUGUCAUGAAUAAUUUCAGAACAACCUUUACAUUUCAA